CCUCGAACUGUAUCCAACUCAACGGUGCGCCCAUACUUGUGUUUCAUUAGUCGUUCAUGGAGAAUGGCCGUGCAGGGACCUAUGCUGUGGCUCUCGGUUCACCCGUGUCGAGGGCUCGUGGACGAGAAGAUCAAGGUCCUGGUCCAGCACGCGGCUCCGGUUCAACGGCUCACGGUGCACACGCUCUUGCGCUCGGAGGACGGGGAUGACUGGGAGGCGUUCGGUCACUAUGUCAGCGACUCCGCCGGGGCGGUGGAUGUGAGUGAAGAUGUGUGUCUGGGCGGGACCUACAGUGGUCACGAGCCCAUGGGCCUGCUGUGGAGCCUCCGGCCGGUUCCAGGGAGCAGACCCAGCCUCAGGUUCAGGAAGAAGGACACUGGGACGCCCAUGCUGGUGACCAUCUCCCUGCACCAGGGCUUCCUGAGCGACUCCUUCACAGAGAGGCUGCCUCUAGCUAGCAGGGUGGUGGAGCGCUGGUACAUGGCCCCCGGGGUCCACAGGGUGGAGCUCACAGAGGGUGGGGUCACCGGAACCCUCUUCUUGCCUCCAGGUCCGGGGCAGUUUCCUGCGGUGCUGGACCUGCCAGGCGGUGGCAGGAGUCUGCCGGAGGCCCGUGCAGUGCUGCUGGCGUCACAUGGCUUCGUGACCCUCGCCCUCAACUACCUGAACCCCAGGAGGACAGCAGGGGGUGAAUACCAUGUGGGCAACGACUACUUCCAGACAGCGUUCUCUGUCCUUCAGACCCACCCCCAGGUGAUCAGGGAGCGUAUCGCUAUCGUGGGCCUGUCCUUUGGUGCCUCCAUGGCUCUGGGUCUCUCUGUUUAUUCCCCCACAAUAAAGCCCAGUUGCUUGGUGUCUAUCAGUGGGAGCCAUGUCCAGCCAGCAGGGGGGUCCCUUGGGGAUAUUUUUGCUGAGUUCAAAAAGAAUGAAAAGAACACCCGCUACGACGAAGAGAAAAGAGUGAUCUGGCACGACCUGCUGCUGCCCAUUCCCAGCAACCCCAGCAAGAAGGUGGAUGUGGGACAGCUCUGCUGCCCCCUGCUGCUCAUAGUGGGGAAGGACGACCAGAACUGGCCUGCUGAGGAAUCUGCGAGUGACAUGAAGGAGAUGAUGGAAAUGUCAGGUAACGGUCACCUGCUCACUGUUCUGUCCUACCCUGACACUGGUCACCUAAUCGAACCCCCCUACAGCCCCCACUGCCGUUCCAGCAACUUCAUUAAUGCAGAGUCCAGAGAGAAAUUUGUAGUUCUGUGGGGUGGAGAGGUGACAGCACACUGCCACGCCCAGGAAGAUUCCUGGUGGAAGAUUCUGGACUUCCUUAAGAAACACCUGUACUAUGGCCCGCAGUCUGACAUCACUUCCUGUACCUGAUCUCAUUUGGGACCAGUAUACAUGCCCAUUAGUUUUACAAUUAUAGAUGUAAACAAAAUCUUAUUUCAUGCUGCAUUUUGAUUCCUGAUCUUGUGACAGUUAUGCUUUUGUAGCAUUCAAGCUUGAUAUUAAUGUAAUUGUUUAAGCUAGGGUCUGCAAAACCAGCGUAUGCUUGUUAUUUAAAGCAUCCAAAUGGAAUACCUCGUAAUUUUCCAUCAUCCAUCAUGACUAACAAUCUAUAAUAAUUUACAUCUGAACAACAAAAAGGCAAGUAUCAAAUGUGGUAGAAAAACAUUUAAAUAUAAAUGGAGGUAUAAACUGAGCCUAUAAAAUACCGAACCUGCAGUUGUGUUCUUUUUUCCUCGAAUCCCUGUCAAGAGUUGGACUAGGUGGACACGGUUCAUUCCUCGGACAACAGCAAAUAAACCCAAUCGAAGAAGUUUGUUUAUGUCGCACAACUUUAAUAGAAUAUCUUAACUCAUUUUGUACAAAUUGAAAAGAAAUAUUGCGCAAGUAACAAAUUGCGAAGAACCAGAUAAGGCCAUUGCUAGUACACGGCUUGCAGGGAGCCGGAGAUCGUCCAGAUCUACAAGCUUUUUAUUCUGAUUCUGUUUUAGCGGAGAACGCAGCAUCACACCAUCAUAUCAUUAUGGCCCUGCAUCCACAGUACCAAGAGAAACACCAGGGUGCAGAACUAAACUCAUUGGCAACCUCUUACAAUGCAUCCCUAGACAGUCCGUUGAAUCUUAAACUAAAAAGGAAAAUAUGAUUUUGUUAACAAAAUGUCAAAUAGUGAAGUACAUUUAUAUGGUCAGUAAAAAUAAUUGGCAGAACAAUUGGUACAAAUCAUGGUAAGGUGUUUUUUGGCUUCUUGUUAACCUUAAUAAUUGUAUUUUGGGAGGGGGGGGGAACACUACAGGGUUCAAAAGCAUCAAUCCCAACUUGGCAGUCUGUUGUUCUUGUUGUAUAUGCCUUCCAUUAAAACAAACGGAAGAGGCUAUGGUUCAGGGCGGUACGAAAUGGGGAUCAAAGUCAAGUGUUAGUUAAGACCACCUAGCGCACUAACAAAUUAUUUUGACAUGUUGUCCCAGAUAAGAGUGCCAAGAUAGCGUCCCUACAACAGACAGCUCGUGGGUCCAAGAACACUAGUUGGAAAAAAAAUGUAUACAGGCUGUGUCAAAGGGAAUAACUAACGUUCAUCAAGCAAAAACUGCCAGUUAAGCGCUUUUAUGCUUUAGUCAAACUAGUUGUACAUUACAUAACUACAUUAGUAACCAUGGAAACACGUUUAUGUUUUAAAAUGACGCAAUUUGGCAGUAUACGCAAAGCCGAAGAGAAAUUUGAGCCAAUGAGAACAGGCCUUUAACUUGGGAUGGGAAUAUUACAAUUUCCCAUGAUGCAAGUCGUACAGCCAGGUGAAACCAAAAUAAAUAGUCCAACAACAUGACAAUGAACAUAAAAAAAAAGAAAAAAAAAACAUUUCAGAUUUCGUCUUAUAAUGAGCAAACCUAGGAUGAAACCUGGCAGCCACCCCACCCCUGUGAAACCAUUCCUGUUCAGCAGUGUUCUGGUAAACCAUCUUAUUGGUAUUAAAAAACCCUGAGUCAUUGAUUUCCCCCCCCCCACCAAAAAAAGGAAAACCUAAGUUGGGGGCUGAUCCUUUCCCCUGGUGGUGACGUGGACGCCUCCUUUAGAAUACAAGUGAUUAUACUUUGUUCAACAAUAACUCAAAACCACCCGUCUACAAUUCAAAAAUAGUAGUUUGCUGUUUUUAAGAAGGUGGUAUGGAGAGGAAAAAAUAGAUAAACAAAA
Molecule: messenger RNA, 3183 nt
Organism: Gadus chalcogrammus (walleye pollock)
Lineage: Eukaryota; Metazoa; Chordata; Actinopteri; Gadiformes; Gadidae
Gene: acot19
Product: acyl-CoA thioesterase 19
Exons: 10
Coding region: 64-1371 (435 amino acids)
Biological process (GO): fatty acid metabolic process; acyl-CoA metabolic process
Molecular function (GO): fatty acyl-CoA hydrolase activity
Source: RefSeq, a predicted model, not a curated record